Molecule: messenger RNA, 591 nt
Organism: Cygnus atratus (black swan)
Lineage: Eukaryota; Metazoa; Chordata; Aves; Anseriformes; Anatidae
Product: vesicle-associated membrane protein 2-like
Exons: 5
Coding region: 112-459 (115 amino acids)
Biological process (GO): SNARE complex assembly; vesicle-mediated transport; vesicle fusion
Cellular component (GO): SNARE complex; plasma membrane
Molecular function (GO): syntaxin-1 binding; SNAP receptor activity
Source: RefSeq, a predicted model, not a curated record
GCCGCCCCGCGCUACGAGGAGCCGCCGGCAGCGGGAGCGGAGCCGCAGAGCCGGGAGGGAGCCGGGAGGGAGCCGGGAGGCAGCGGCGGCGGGGCGGGGGCAGCGGCGGCCAUGUCUGCUCCAGCUCCACCUACCCAAGGUCCCACCAGUGCUGGGGCUGCAGGGCCACCUCCUGCUACCAGUGUGGCAAGCAGCAAACGGCUGCAGCAGACACAAGCCCGGGUGGAUGAGGUGGUCGAUAUCAUGAGAAUGAACGUGGACAAGGUGCUAGAAAGAGACCAGAAGCUGUCAGAGCUUGACAACCGGGCAGAUGCAUUGCAAGCAGGUGCCUCACAGUUUGAAACCAGUGCAGCCAAACUGAAGAGAAAAUAUUGGUGGAAAAAUUGCAAGAUGAUGAUCAUCCUUGGUGUAGUAUGCGCAGUCAUUCUCAUUAUAAUUAUAAUUUAUUUCUCCACUUGAAAAAGCAAAGGACGACGACUUGGCACAACUUUGUUCACAUCAACCAACAGUAUCAGUGUUCCUUUGUUGAACUCCGCUUUUUAAUUCCCAGUGUCUUGGGAUUUUUGCUUGUAAUAACCCAUAAGCAUUCAA